This is a messenger RNA of Scleropages formosus (Asian bonytongue), 1634 nucleotides long. Its product is annotated as transcription factor Sox-1a-like. The record is from RefSeq and is a predicted model, not a curated record. The coding region runs from base 291 to 1334 and encodes 347 amino acids. Lineage: Eukaryota; Metazoa; Chordata; Actinopteri; Osteoglossiformes; Osteoglossidae. Gene Ontology annotation, molecular function: DNA-binding transcription activator activity, RNA polymerase II-specific; RNA polymerase II cis-regulatory region sequence-specific DNA binding. The transcript has a single exon. Gene Ontology annotation, biological process: neuron differentiation; brain development; negative regulation of transcription by RNA polymerase II. Gene Ontology annotation, cellular component: nucleus.
UGUCAAGCAGCGCCGUAUGGCCGCUGCUCUGUUAACUUCUCUACUCCGCCAAAGGAAUUAGUCCAAAGAAGCUUUUCACCGCAGCGAGUCGAAGAGGGGAAAAAACAUUGAAUAAUACUCCGGAAAAAGUCCGGCGAAGUGUUUCCCUGGCCAGCUGGAUUGUAUUGCGCUGUAUUGUCCCACUUUUUUCGAGGAAGUUCGCUUCUUUGCCGAGGCGAGGCUGAAGCGGACUGAAGGCGCCGGAGCUGAAUGUUUGCCUGUGCCGCCGGGUGAGAGAGUUCGACAGGUGAAUGUACAGCAUGAUGAUGGAGACGGACCUGCACUCCCCCGUGCCCCAGACUAACACAAACCCGGGCCAAACGGGGCAGAGCGGCGGGGCCAAGUCCAACCAAGACCGGGUCAAGAGACCCAUGAACGCCUUCAUGGUUUGGUCCCGGGGCCAGAGGAGGAAGAUGGCUCAGGAGAACCCCAAAAUGCACAACUCCGAAAUCAGCAAGCGGCUGGGCGCCGAGUGGAAGGUCAUGUCGGAGGCGGAGAAGCGGCCCUUCAUCGACGAGGCGAAGCGCCUGCGAGCCAUGCACAUGAAGGAGCACCCGGAUUAUAAAUACCGACCCCGCAGGAAGACCAAGACGCUGCUCAAGAAGGACAAGUACUCCUUAGCCGGGGGUCUGCUGGCCGGCGCUGGCGGUGGAGCUGUUGGGAUGGGCGUGGGGAUGACGAGUCCGGGUGGAGUUGGACAGAGGCUGGAGAGUCCCGGGGGCCACGGCGGCGCGCCCGGCGCGGGCUACGCGCACAUGAACGGCUGGGCGAACGGCCCGUACUCGGGACAGGUGGCGGCGGCGGCUGCUGCUGCGGCGAUGAUGCAAGAGGCGCAGCUCGCGUACAGCCAGCACCCGGGCAGCGGGGCGCACCACCACCACCAUGCCCACCACCACCACCACCACCACCACCCGCACAACCCCCAGCCCGUGCACCGCUACGACAUGAACGCGCUCCAGUACAGCCCCAUGUCGAACUCGCAGAGCUACAUGAGCGCCUCUCCCUCGGGCUACGGGGGGCUCUCCUACAGCCAGCACCAGAACUCCAGCGUGGCUUCUUCUGCCACCAUCGGCACUUUGGGCUCGCUGGUGAAGUCGGAACCGAGUGUAAGCCCACCCGUGACCACCCACUCGAGAGCUCCGUGUCCGGGGGACUUGCGGGAAAUGAUAAGCAUGUAUUUGCCCACGGGGGACACAGGUGACCCGUCAGUGCAGAGCAGACUUCACACACUUCCACAGCACUACCAGAGCCCCACGGCAGGGCUCAACGGAACUAUCCCACUCACGCACAUCUAAUCGACAAAAUCAGAAUUAAUUAAACAAAGAAAAGAAAAGAAAAGAAAAGGGGGAAAAAAAACUGCAAUCAGACACAAAGAAACUCGUUACCAAAUAUUUACCUUCUAGAUUGUCGGUUGGCUACAUUUUGUACAAAAUGUGUUUGUCCAUGUAAACUGAAGGCAAAUGUCAUGACUGCCUCUCAGAAUAAAAAAAGAGAAAUAACAGCAGCCUAUAUGGUUAUGAUAAUGGUUUACUUUAUGUCCACAUCAAUCGUUGUUUAGUUCUAUUUUAAUUAAGUCAGUGCGAUGCCAGUUUAAA